Echinostoma caproni is the source of this 546-nucleotide messenger RNA. Lineage: Eukaryota; Metazoa; Platyhelminthes; Trematoda; Plagiorchiida; Echinostomatidae. The record is from the annotation of a GenBank genome assembly.
AAACGAAAUCUUGGCAGUCGUGUGGGGAAAUCAUUCACGAUCAGUCGAAUACGUGUAUCUAAUAGCCCUUCGGAUGAGGACGACGAUGAGGACGACGAGGAUGAUUUAAUCUCGGACGAUGAGGACAAUUUGAAACUGUGGUCUAUUUCGUCCCAGGAGUCUAAUCAUUCAACCCCGGGACGAAUUGAACGUGGUCCUCUCAGACUUGCUGGAACUAGUCAAUCGGGUCAGGAAUUCCGGAAGUCAUGUGCUUCCCUGAAUGACACCGAACUGACAAUUCGCGGAACCGGGUUCGAUCAGUCGGCCGAGGAGAUGGAUGAUUUGUUGAUCGAUUACUCACUGAAUACGACAGACACGGAAACCAGUGUAAAUGACGACGAUUAUCGUGAUGAUCAUGAUCAUGACGAUCGAAGUAGAGACCAUAAAGAGGACGCGGACGACUUUAUUGAUUUCUCGGAUCUACCUUUGUCCGGUUCCCGGGCCUCAACACAAACUCAUCUGACCGGGCACAAUGGACGACAUACGGCACUCCUGUCCAGCACGUAA